Carlito syrichta (Philippine tarsier) is the source of this 960-nucleotide messenger RNA. RefSeq names its product olfactory receptor 56A3. Gene Ontology annotation, cellular component: membrane. NCBI's taxonomy places the organism in Eukaryota, Metazoa, Chordata, Mammalia, Primates, Tarsiidae. The coding region runs from base 1 to 960 and encodes 319 amino acids. Gene Ontology annotation, biological process: G protein-coupled receptor signaling pathway. The record is from RefSeq and is a predicted model, not a curated record. The transcript has a single exon. Gene Ontology annotation, molecular function: G protein-coupled receptor activity; olfactory receptor activity.
AUGUGGCAAAAUAUGACAGCACACCAAAAUGACACCCUCUCUAUUGAAGUUUCAGACUUUCUCUUGAAUUGUUUUGUCAGAUCCACCAGCUGGCAGCACUGGUUGUCCCUGCCCCUCAGUCUCCUCUUCCUCUUGGCCCUGGGGGCCAAUGCUACCCUCCUCAUUACCAUCUGGCUGGAGGCCUCUCUGCAUGAGCCCAUGUACUACCUGCUCAGCCUUCUCUCCCUGCUAGAUAUUGUGCUCUGCCUCACUGUCAUUCCCAAGGUUCUGGCCAUCUUCUGGUUUGACCUCCGGACCAUCAACUUCACUGCCUGCUUUCUCCAGAUGUACAUCAUGAAUUGCUUUCUAGCCAUGGAAUCCUGCACAUUUAUGGUCAUGGCCUAUGAUCGUUAUAUAGCUAUCUGCCACCCACUGAGGUAUCCAUCAAUCAUCACUGACAAAUUUAUAGUCAAGGCUGCCAUUUUUAUUUUGGCAAGGAAUGUCUUUAUGACUAUGCCCAUCCCCAUUCUCUCAGCACGACUUUAUUAUUGUGGGAAAAAUGUCAUUGAGAACUGCAUCUGUGCCAACAUGUCUGUCUCCAGGCUCUCCUGUGACAAUGUCAUUAUCAAUCGCCUCUACCAAUUUGCUGGAGGCUGGACUUUACUAGGAUCUGAUCUCAUCCUCAUCUUCCUCUCCUACACUCUCAUACUGCGAGCUGUGAUGAGACUCAAGGCAGAGAGUGCUGUGACCAAGGCCCUAAGCACAUGUGGCUCCCACUUCAUCCUUAUUCUCUUCUUCAGCACCAUCCUUCUGGUUUUUGUCCUCACGCAUGUGACUAAGAAGAAGGUAUCUCCUGAUGUGCCAGUCUUGCUAAAUAUUCUCCACCAUGUAAUCCCUGCAGCCCUUAAUCCCAUUGUUUAUGGAGUGAGAACCCAAGAGAUUAAGCAGGGAAUCCAAAGAUUAUUGAAGAAAGGGUUGUAA